Osmerus eperlanus (European smelt) is the source of this 1771-nucleotide messenger RNA. It is a transcript of the gene ednraa, whose product is annotated as endothelin receptor type Aa. The record is from RefSeq and is a predicted model, not a curated record. Gene Ontology annotation, molecular function: endothelin receptor activity. The transcript is spliced from 8 exons. Lineage: Eukaryota; Metazoa; Chordata; Actinopteri; Osmeriformes; Osmeridae. Gene Ontology annotation, biological process: vasoconstriction; regulation of blood pressure; endothelin receptor signaling pathway. The coding region runs from base 308 to 1654 and encodes 448 amino acids. Gene Ontology annotation, cellular component: plasma membrane.
CACCCACAUACACACACAUGUAAACACACACACUCUGAACUCUCCACAGGAAGAAACCCUGAGCCAUAACGCAGAGGCACCUCGGAGCAGACUGACGCGUUGUGCAAACCAAGUGGGAUACUCCCUGACUUUGAUAGGCCGUUAAUUACUCAUGUGAUGUGAUACAGAUGUCUGGGGGCUUCAGCCGAAAGUUCGCCUGACGGUUUCCAAAGGGGGGAAGGCAGGCAUUUUAGAAGCGGUAGGUGAAAAACCAAAAAGCUGUGUAUAGCGGGAACCCUUUCUCCUUAUCUGUGAAUCAAAGUGUGGAAUGUGUUCUAUAAUGGGCUCCCCAGUCCGACAUGUGUUGGCGCUAAUACUCUGCAUGGCAGCCAGAGCGAUGUGUGAGACCAACACUACCGUGGACUCUCUCUCCGGCCUCCUCCACCACUCCAGCCUCCAUCCCCUGGGCUUCCACAGCACCAGUAGCCCCUUUCUGGAGCCCUUUCCCACCAGCCUCCAUCAGGAGCUACUGAGGGACAAAUCCGGAGCCCCAGCCUAUGGACCGCAUGUGAACUCCACAAAGAUGAGACCGCCUCGAUGCCAUAAAGAAACCUCCAUCAAGGACUACUUCAAGUACAUCAACACUGUCAUUUCCAUCAUUGUGUUUGUGGUGGGCAUCGUGGGCAAUGCCACCCUGCUAAGGAUUAUAUACCAGAAUAAGUGCAUGAGAAAUGGACCCAAUGCCCUCAUCGCCAGCCUGGCACUGGGUGACCUAAUCUACAUCACCAUCGACAUACCCAUCAAUGUGUACAAGCUACUGGUUUCACGAUUUCCUUUUGAUGAAAGUGACUUUGGGGUGUGCCUAUGCAAGCUGGUGCCAUUUCUGCAGAAGGCCUCUGUGGGCAUUACGGUCCUUAACCUCUGUGCCCUCAGCGUGGACAGGUACCGGGCGGUGGCAUCGUGGAGCAGGGUUCAGGGCGUAGGCGUUCCUCUACUGACCGCCAUUGAGAUCAUCUCCAUCUGGGUGCUGUCACUCAUCCUGGCCGUGCCUGAGGCCAUUGGCUUCAACAUGAUCACCUUCGAAUUCAACAAUAUGACCAUACGCACCUGCAUGCUCAAACCCGAGUCGGCGUUCAUUAGGUUCUAUAUGAAAAUAAAGGACUGGUGGCUGUUUGGGUUUUACUUCUGCGUUCCACUGACCUGCACCGCAUUGUUCUACACACUCAUGACGUGCGAGAUGCUGCACCGUAGGAAAGGCAGUCUGCGUAUCGCCCUCAGCGAGCACCUCAAACAGAGACGGGAAGUGGCCAAGGCAGUCUUCUGUCUAGUCCUGAUCUUCGCUCUAUGCUGGUUCCCACUACAUCUUAGCAGGAUUCUCAAAAAAAUGGUCUACCAACAGGAUGACAAGGACCGGUGUGAACUGCUCAAUUUCUUACUGGUCCUGGAUUACCUCAGCAUCAACCUUGCCACAGUCAACUCCUGUAUAAACCCCAUCAUCCUCUACUUUGUCAGCAAAAAGUUCAAGAACUGCUUCAAGUCCUGCUUGUGUUGCUGGUGUCACUCGGAGAACCAGGUCACCAGCACAGGACACAUGAAUGGAACCAGCAUCCAGUGUAAGAGCCCAGAGCCCAACAACCUCCACACUGACCGUAGCCUUCGAAAAGACAGCGACUAACUGACUAACAUAGUGACUAUGGCAUCAGAUCUCCACAUGGACAGUGGUCCUACAACUGACCCCUGAGGCACUCCAUAUCUAAAAGGGUCAGAAGAGUCACCCCGGAGGCACUCCACA